Bursaphelenchus xylophilus (pine wood nematode) is the source of this 1362-nucleotide messenger RNA. The record is from the annotation of a GenBank genome assembly. NCBI's taxonomy places the organism in Eukaryota, Metazoa, Nematoda, Chromadorea, Rhabditida, Aphelenchoididae.
AUGGCGGAGAGAGCCAAUUUUAUGAGGAAAGAAGGCAAUACUCGGCCAAAUCUGAACAGUUUACCUCUCGGAUGUUAUCAGCAAUAUGCACUGGACAUUGGAAACCAUGAUUUCCUUCGAAGUUUUGUAAGUUUUUUUUGAUUUGCUUUCUUUUCACUAUUUUAGACAUUAUACUUGAUAUGUUUUAGUUUUUGUGCCGUCGUUCGCUGUCUUCAGUUCUUCCUGUGAUCGAAAAUUGUUGGAUUUCCUCUUCAAUCAAUGGGUUAUCGUUUUCUAACAAACGUAAUGGCUUUCCCCUUUGUGACGGGCCAACUGCGAGCUGGGUAUUAUGUUACACUAAGCCAUCAAAAAUAAAUCUGGUGCUCAAUGAAUAUGUUCGGAAAUUGGACGAGCUUUUGACUGGAGCUAAAAGUAAGUAGAUCUGUUCUUAAUUAACCGGAUUGACAUUUUUCUAGAGAUUUCUCACCUUUACAUUCAUCCCGAUAUCUACUCCGUUGUUUUGAUCAGAUUGUUGAGCAAGUGCGGAAAAAUCGAGAGCUUGGAGUGCAUGUCGACUCUACUGAAGGCUCGAGAAAUGAAAGGAUUGGAGUUGAAUGAGUUCAUUGGGCUUGUUGACGACGGCUUGGGUAAGUUUUCUUCAUGGAGAAUAUAAAUUUUAUUCGAAGUUGAUUAUCCAUUUUAUUUCUUAGAUUUCGAAAAUCUCAAAGGAGUUAAAAUUAAGAAACUGGACAUCGCUGCCCCUUCAGUCGAUCUUCGGAAACUUAAUACAACUCUUGAGGGCACCGAGGAGAUGACAAUAAGCGAAUUCACUUUUCUUGCGUUGGAAUCUACAGAUUUCUUGAAGUUCAAUCAGUUUAUUCCUUCGCUAAGAAAAAUUUCAGUCGUCAUAAGCCAAGUUAUUCCAAUUGAGAUCAUCGGUAACUAUGUUGGUAAUUUCGUCGAUAAGUGUUUUGAUCUCAGCAAAAUCAAGGACGUCACGUUGCCAGAAAUUUUAUUUCGAUAUCAGCUGUCUAUUGACAUAUUUAACGUAAGAAUUUCAUUGAAAGUUUUAUUAAUUUUUUGGAAGGUUUUCUGCAAUUAUUUGAUGUUAUGCUUCAGAUUGAAAAUGACUACCACGCCGAGAUUAUGAACCUAGAGAAGGAGGGUGUAACCAUCGAGCAAACUCUCAAGGAGAACGUCGACGUUUCCAUUGAAGAAUAUCGGAUCAAAUGGAAGAAAGAUAAAGUUGAAUUGGACCUAACCUUGACCCUAAAUGUUUAUCAAGAACACGCGCUCAAGCAAAUUGUAGAGGACUGUGGAAUAAAUGAUGAAGAUUUCAAUGAAGUUGGUUCCGAUUAUUCAGAUUUCGAUGGAGAUUAUUGA